Messenger RNA from Capsicum annuum, 945 nucleotides. RefSeq lists its product as uncharacterized. The coding region runs from base 1 to 945 and encodes 314 amino acids. NCBI's taxonomy places the organism in Eukaryota, Viridiplantae, Streptophyta, Magnoliopsida, Solanales, Solanaceae. The transcript has 4 exons. The record is from RefSeq and is a predicted model, not a curated record.
AUGGCUGUUGAUUCGUCGGUUCCGACGGAGUGGGAAAAGGGAAAUUUUCGAUGGGGUGGGGCAGCGCCGGUGAUGGUGUUUUUCUGGCGAUUCGGCCGUUAUCUGAUAUUGUUUUCUUCUGAUGAUGAUGAUGAUUCUGUGCGACAAAGUAAUCUCUACACUAGCAAGCUGAAGGAGAUUGAUAAGGAGGAUGUUAAACUAUACUUGCUACUGAAUCAGCUCACUCAGUCUCAUUUACAACAUAAUGCAUAUGGGGUGAAAGAUAAGUCUGCUUGUAAGCUUGAUAUAUCAGAAAAGGAUAGAAAGUAUGCUCUUGAACUUAUCUCUGAGGUAGGAUUGUUAGGUGCUAAACCAGUUGAAACUCCCAUUGAUGUGAAUGUCAAACUAACUUCUAAACAGUAUGAUGAUCAAACCAAUCAAAACCAUGAAGAUCAAUUGGUAGACCAAGGAGCAUAUCAGAAAUUAGUUGGGAAACUUCUAUAUCUAAACAUGACAAGGUCUAAUAUUGCAUAUAGUGUUCAAAUUUUGAGUCAGUUUUUGCAGCUACCUAAAAGGUCUCAUAUGGAAGCUGCACUAAGGAUUAUCAAAUAUAUUAAAAAAUAUCUAGGACAAGGUAUACUUCUGUCUAGUUGUUCAAAGAAUGAGGUAACUGUCUAUUGUGAUGUUGAUUGGGCAGUAUGCCCUCUUACAAGAAGAUCUAUAACUGGAUAUAUAAUCAAAAUAAGAGAUUUUAUAGUAUCUUGGAAGACUAAGAAGCAAACAACAGUAUCAAGAAGCUCAGCUGAAGCUGAGUAUAGAAGUCUGGCCUUUACUGUUACUAAAUUAGUCUGGUUACUAGGAAUGCUAAAAGAUCUAGAUGCAAAGAUAAAGUUACCAGUGAGUGUGUUUAGUGAUAGCAAAGCAGUUAUUCAACUUGCUGCUAACCCGUCUAUCAUGAAAGGAUAA